AUGGCCAGUACCAAACCUCCCGUUACCCCUCCACCAGGAUGGUCAAUGGAACCAGACGAACUCGACUACAGGACUGAUUGGGCUCCGGAAGAUAGUUGGGGGUACCAGCUUGGCGUUGAUUACAACCUCGGAAAAUGUAUCCCCGUCAUGUGCGACCCGGUUGGUGGCGAAGUGAUAUUCACGGCUGGUGGGAAGUUUUACGAAUGGAAUCAGCUUGCCGAAACUCUUCAUCAGAUCCUUUUGCCAACAUCAUUGGAGGAGAUCAUUGCUGUGAUGAAGGACCAGGGGCGCCGAGGACUGAAAUGGAAAUCACUGUGA
Molecule: messenger RNA, 318 nt
Organism: Penicillium canariense
Lineage: Eukaryota; Fungi; Ascomycota; Eurotiomycetes; Eurotiales; Aspergillaceae
Exons: 2
Coding region: 1-318 (105 amino acids)
Source: RefSeq, a predicted model, not a curated record